UCCCUCCCCAUCGAACAAGAGAAGAAGAUUCGCAGCCGGCUCCGCGAGGAGCGGCACGCCGCGCUCUGCGUCCUCAUGGAUCGCGAACUCCUCACCAUCCAAGCAUUAGCUGCGCAGGAGACCCUCCCGCAAACCCGCCGCCGCUUCCUCUCGAACCUCCUCGCCCCCUCCGACCCGGUAACAGCGUCCUCUAUCCGCGCCGACCAAUUCACGAUUCAGCGCUCCCUCCCCGCCCCAUCGCCUUUGUCUUCCGCGAAUACCGAACCGGUGGUUGUUUCGCGGGGCGUCGUCGAUGUCUGCGAGAGUGAUGAUUCGGGGUGGUAUAGGCCCGAGGCAGAGGCCGCAUCGGGCCCGUCAUCGUCGUCGCCGGCGUCGAGCACGAAGAUGAAGGGGAGAAGCUCCUUGGGAUCGGCUGGGACGCCGGAGAGGACUAAGAAAGGGAGGGUCUCGUCGGGAAGGCAGCAGCAGCAGACGAGGGAGAGAAGGAGGAGGUGGAGUGGUGCUGAGAGGCAGGAUUAUGGUGCCGGGGCUUCGUUUUGA
Messenger RNA from Aspergillus versicolor CBS 583.65, 540 nucleotides. RefSeq lists its product as uncharacterized. NCBI's taxonomy places the organism in Eukaryota, Fungi, Ascomycota, Eurotiomycetes, Eurotiales, Aspergillaceae. The transcript is spliced from 2 exons. The record is from RefSeq and is a predicted model, not a curated record. The annotation marks the transcript as partial.